Molecule: messenger RNA, 2087 nt
Organism: Thunnus maccoyii (southern bluefin tuna)
Lineage: Eukaryota; Metazoa; Chordata; Actinopteri; Scombriformes; Scombridae
Gene: mcfd2
Product: multiple coagulation factor deficiency 2, ER cargo receptor complex subunit
Exons: 4
Coding region: 107-574 (155 amino acids)
Molecular function (GO): calcium ion binding
Source: RefSeq, a predicted model, not a curated record
CGGACUACGGCGAGCCACUUGGUCCGAAAAUCUGACACCGCUCAUUGUUGCCAGCAAACAACACAACUGUCCACGGAGUCAGGUGAAGACACAAACUAUUCUGAAAAUGAGGAUCAGCAGGUGUGGUGUGCUCCUCCUCCUGUCCUGCUGUCUGCUGAGUGUUCACUCUCAUGUGGAUCCGCAGCAGCAGCAGCAGCAGCAGCAGCAGCCACCUGUCGUAGAAAGUGCAGCUCACAUAACGGGCCAUGGUCGCCUUGACAAAAACAUGAUCCAGGACAAAGACCACAUCAUGGAGCAUUUGGAGGGAGUGAUCGACAAACCAGAGAACGACAUGUCACCGCAGGAGCUUCAGCUUCACUAUUUCAAGAUGCACGAUUACGACGGCAACAACCUGCUGGACGGGCUGGAGCUAGCCACAGCGAUCUCACAUGUACACAGAGAGGAGAGAGGAGAAAACAGCCAGCCAAUGAGAGAGGAGGAUCUUAUUAGUCUCAUUGAUGAUGUUCUGAAGGACGAUGACAAAAACAAUGACGGUUACAUAGAUUACGCAGAGUUCGCCAAAUCACUGGAGUAGAGUGUCACCCCCGGCCCAACGCUGACCUCGUUUCCUCAUGUCUGACAACACCACAGAAAGAAACCUGCAGAGAACAUCAGUGAGUGCGCACAUGGAGUCAAAGUGACACCAUAGUCUGGAAGUUUAAUCUUUACCUUCUCUCUCAGUCAGGGUUGUAGGUAAUACAUGUAGUUUGUGAAAUGAUUGAUGAACAUCUUUUUUUCCAAGCUGGUAGCUGCAAAACUGGUUAUGCAGUAGUUAAAAUAACAACAAAAGGACGAUAAAUAAUUGCCCUUCUUUUUUUGCUUGACUCUGGUGUAUGCUUGCACCUCGCUGAGGGACACAUCUGCACCGUCUGUUCUUGUAGGUUCAUUGAAAUUGUGCCAUUUUUUUUUUAAGGGCCAGUUCAUCCAAAUCACUGACAAACUCAUCUUAGCAGUUAGUAGCAUCUAAUCAUGGCCAUACGGCAUACUUUCAAUUCUAUUCUAUCAAGGUUUAGAGAUCUCUUCUGUGGAAACUUAUUCCACCAGCCUUGUACAUGAACCAGAACUGUCUGCACAGCUGGAUAGCAGCAGGGGUGUGUGGGUGAAUGUGUUUUUUGUAAUUUGGAUAAACUGACCCUUUUUCAGAGCAGGAUUACUAUACUGUGUGUUCUGCUUUGAGUGGUGCCACACGUCAUUCUCUCUGGUAGCAUCUAAACUGAACGUCAUCACUUUAAAUGGACGACAGUUUCCAUUGCAGACUCUGAACAGCGUACAUGCUGGUCAUUAACAUUAUCUAGCACACCAAAUGUGGACCAAAUGAUUCCUUCUGUGAAUCCAUUUCAUUUGCUGUUUUGAGACAAACAGUUUGAUCUCAUGACAUGACAUCAGAAAGUGGCCUUGAUUUGCUCAGAUGUACAAUAUAUAGCCUAUGAUGUAGUGUUUGUAGAGAGUAGAAUACUUUGAAGUUAAGGCAAGAAGCAAGCAGAUGCACAUAGUAAUGAAUGCUGCCAGCAGAGGCUCCAUGAAGCAUGUUAGAGUGGCACAUCCUGCUUCUUCUAUAUUUGCUGUCGUCUUAAUGAAGAUGUUUAAACCUACAUGAGCCAAUCACCAUGAUCUUCACUGUAGUCGGGCAGCCUCUGUCGUCACAGAAUGAAUGUAAAACGGCCCCAUACUGUGCGAUGCUGACUCGUUAUCACUGGAUAAGCUAGACUUGAAGCAUACUGGUUGACGCUGAAGUUUUUUAAAAGCUGACUUCCAGUAAUGCACUUACUCUUAUUAACAAAUGUUUGCUUCAGAUAUUAGCUGCCUUUAAAACAGAUCUGGAUAAGAAAUGUCAGGUCUCUGUGCAUCAAAGUUUGUUGAAUCCAUCUGUGAUUUCUUCUAAUGUACGAUUUCUUAUGGAUGAAUUCUCUAUUUUUUUGCCAUCCAGUAUUGAUUCUUCAAUCAAUUCAGGUUGUUGAAUGGAAAUAUUUAAAAAAAAAAACUUAAUAGCAUAACAGAUGCAACUGUGUUGUCUCUGGAAUGUGAAAUAUUAAAAUAUGUAAUCUACA